AUGUGGUUAUCGCCUCGCUUGUUCGCCUUGCCAGUAAAGGCUGCAGAAAAAUUCGCCAAAUACGCGUCUUUUAGUCCGACUCCACUUUCUUUAAAAACCCUGACUUCUUUUGAUAUCAUUCAAUCAACCCGUUUUUUGAGCACAGAAUUGCCUGUCAGGAUCGCGAAUAUUUUGCAAGAGUUACAUUUACUCCCUAAAAAGUUAAUAGAAACUCCUUCAGCCUCUUUAGUGACUAGUUGGUAUGUUUGUGGCCUUACCGAGUUCCUCCACUUUAGGUAUGAAGAGUCGUUUAUGAGUCUUAUAGACUUUGAGAGCAAGGAUUUAAACGCAAAGGAGUGUGAAAAUUUUCUGGUGUUUUUGGACAAAGCUUUAUCUAGGCACAGUACUGUUGUUGAAACAAUGGCAGCGGGUGUCAUGGAAAUGCAUGAAAAACACGGAGAAGAUCCUGUCACCAAUAACCAGCUGCAGUACUUCCUAGACCGGCUUUUCUUGAUGCGAAUUGGCAUUCGCAUGCUGGCAAUGUUGGUUUUCGGUCCUGAAUUUAACAAGCACCAUCGAUUUGUUGGAUGCAUUGACCAGCACUGCAACGUCGUCCACAUACUUAAUGACGCCUACGACGACGCAAAACUGCUCUGUGAUCACUAUUAUGCGGAAUCACCAGGGAUGGACGUAUCUCUUGUAAAUGAUGCAAAUGGUGUUAUUGAAUUCGUCUACGUGCCCUCCCACCUCUACCAUAUUCUUUUUGAGCUUCUUAAGAACGCUCUUCGUGCCGUAGUGGAGAAGGGUCGAAAGUCUAUCAACGAUGAGUACCCAGCUAUCAAGGUUCUGAUUGUCAGUGGUGAGCACAAUGUUACUAUCAAGGUUGGUUUGAAAUUUAAUGUGCCUUUUGCUUAA
Molecule: messenger RNA, 894 nt
Organism: Hydatigera taeniaeformis
Lineage: Eukaryota; Metazoa; Platyhelminthes; Cestoda; Cyclophyllidea; Taeniidae
Source: the annotation of a GenBank genome assembly